AUGGAUCAGCCACACUCAGUAGUGAUGUAUUUUCUGAUCUUGUCUGUCGGUAUGAGGAUUGAAGAGGGAAUAUGCCAGCACUACUACCUUCUCCGGCCAAUUCCCAGUGACAGUUUGCCACUCGUGGAAUUAAAAGAGGAUCCAGAUCCUAUCUUCGAUCCCCGAGAGAAGGAUCUUAAUGAGACCGAGCUAAAAAGCGUUCUCGGUGACUUUGACAAUCGUUUCAUGUCCAUCACUCCCCCGCAGGAUAGAUACAUGGGGAACGAUGAGCUGGAUGAAUUGGACGCUCAGCAGAGUCCCACGGGAGUGAUGCCCAGAGAAAUCAAAGUCAUGGAUUUCGAUGUGCAAUUUGGCAAGAAACGCAAACCGAGUAAAAAACUCAAAAGACGGUUGCAGUUGUGGCUGUGGUCCUAUUCGUUCUGUCCAGUCGUGUACACAUGGAACGACCUUGGGAACAGAUUCUGGCCUCGCUUUGUGAGAGUCGGGAGCUGCUACAGCAAAAGGUCUUGUUCUGUCCCUGAGGGAAUGGUCUGUAAACCAGCCAAAUCUACUCAUAUCACGAUACUGAGGUGGCGAUGCCUGCAGAGAAAAGGUGGACUCAAAUGUGCUUGGAUAUCAGUGCAGUACCCCAUCAUAACUGAAUGCAAAUGUUCUUGCUCGAACUGA
This is a messenger RNA of Chanos chanos (milkfish), 666 nucleotides long. It is a transcript of the gene nog1, whose product is annotated as noggin 1. NCBI's taxonomy places the organism in Eukaryota, Metazoa, Chordata, Actinopteri, Gonorynchiformes, Chanidae. Gene Ontology annotation, biological process: negative regulation of cell differentiation; negative regulation of BMP signaling pathway; dorsal/ventral pattern formation. The coding region runs from base 1 to 666 and encodes 221 amino acids. The transcript has a single exon. The record is from RefSeq and is a predicted model, not a curated record.